GGCGUGUCUUAAGCCGGUGGACGGAAUCGCCCUCUGGCCCCUCCCUCCUCGCCGCCGAGAGAGAGCGAUCAUGGCGUCUGUAGCGGACACUCGGUUGUACGAGCUGCUCGGCGUGUCGCCUACCGCCAACGAAGGCGACCUCAAGAAGGCGUACAGAAAGCUCGCCAAAGAAUACCAUCCAGACAAGAAUCCUGAUGCUGGAGACAAGUUCAAGGAAAUCAGCUUCGCAUACGAGGUGCUCUCGAACCCGGAGAAGCGGGACCUGUACGACCGGCAUGGCGAGAAGGGACUGCGCGAGGGUGGCGGGGGCCCUGGCAUGGACGACAUUUUCUCGCACAUAUUCGGCGGCGGCCUCUUCGGCGGAUUCAUGGGGGGUGGCGGCGGCCGCGGGGGCCACCCGGGCGCGGGUCGCAGGAGGCGUGGGGAAGACAUGAUGCACCCGCUCAAGGUGUCCCUGGAGGAUCUCUACAAUGGGAAGACAACCAAACUCCAGCUGAGCAAAAACGUCAUCUGCAGCGGCUGCAGCGGCAAAGGCGGCAAGGCUGGUGCUGUGGAGGUCUGCUCCAGCUGCAAGGGCCGAGGGAUCCGCGUGAUGGUGCGGCAGCUGGCGCCCGGGAUGGUGCAGCAAAUGCAGACCAUGUGCCACGACUGCCACGGGGAGGGCCAGGUAAUAAAUGAACGCGACCGGUGCAAGGCGUGCGAGGGCAAGAAGGUGGUGAAGGAGGUGAAGAUCCUGGAGGUGCACGUGGACAAGGGCAUGCGGCACGGCCAGAAGAUCGCCUUCCGGGGCGAGGGUGACCAGGCGCCGGACCUGGAGCCUGGCGACAUCGUGCUGGUGCUGCAGGAGAAGGACCACGAGGUGUUCCAGAGAGACGGCAACGACCUGCACAUGAUGAAGAAGAUCGGUCUGGCGGAGGCGCUGUGCGGGGUGCGCUUCACGCUGGCGCACCUCGACGGGCGGCAGAUUCUCGUCACCUACCCCCCGGGGAACGUCAUCCAGCCAGGCUGCAUUCGUGGAAUCGUUGGGGAGGGAAUGCCCCACUACCGCAACCCUUUCGAGAAGGGAAACCUCUACAUAAAGUUUGACGUGGAGUUCCCCGACAAGAAUUGGAUCGAUGGCGAAAAACUGGAGCUCCUGGAGAAGCUGCUGCCCGAGCGGCCGACGCUGCCGCGCCCCACGAGUGGCGAGUUCGAGGAGGUGGACCUCCACGAGCUGGAGGCGACGCGCGGAGGGGCCGGAGGCGGCGCCGGGGGUCCCGGCGGUCGGCGGGAGGCUUACGAAGACGGCUCGGACGACGAGGGCGGCUACCAGCAGGGCCCCGGCGUGCAGUGCGCGCACCAGUGACGGGCCACGCGUGCGCGAGCCGUGGGCGGUUGCCCGCGUGCGUGCGUGCGUGCGCGCGCUUUGAUAAUUGUCACCCAUGUGCGCGCGUGAAUGCUUUGGCGCUCGUUGCCCCGCGCGUGUGUGUGUGUGUGUGCGCGGUUGCACACGUGCGCGUAGCUUUGUUGGUGCGUUCCUACUGCUAGGCCCAUGUGCAUUUUGUCGCUGGGGCCCACCGCAUUCUGUCGCGCAUGGACGUGGAGGCACGCGCAGGCACGCGCGCGUUUGAGCCGGGUUUGUUUGUUUUUGUCUCGUGUGAAGCUUUUUUUUCCCGUUUUGUCCGGACAAUGGCGCUCGGGGGAGCCCUCCUGACCGUGAAGCGUGCACGCACGCGCACGCAAGUGCGGUGGAGGUGAAAUAUCGAACCGCGCGUGUAGCUAUUCCUCCCCCACCCCCCCUCUUCACCACACACCCCCUUCCUCAAUAAGUCCACCUGCUUGUUAUUAAUUUUGUUAAAUCCCUAAAAGCAUCGUCGCAGCACAGUUUUCUCCGCAUUGUUUUGUUCGACUAGGCCAAUUCCCCUUUCGUUCGAUUCUGUGUGUGUGUGUGCGUGCGUGCGCACGCGUGUUUGUUGCAGUGAUGUGUACAGUGUUAAGGAGCCUUGCUUUACCAGCCCCCGCGGCUUGCACGAUUGGUAAACCAAGUUGGGUGCGUCACUCUCCAUGGGACGCCACCAAGACGCCCUUCACGACUCUCCCCCCCCCCCUCCCCCCAAAUUAUCCGCAAGCGACCGGUUCAGGUCUAUCAUCUUCAGAGAUGGGCUCAACGCGAGUACAUUCAACACCCGUCAUCUUGUGGCGGCAGUGUGUAUCCUUGCCUGUCUUGGGUGCAAAUUGUUUCUGUUUAGCCACGCCCGUUUUUUGCGUGUUUGUGUGUUGGACUUGUACGCGUUCAUUUGGCUCAACUGUGAUUUAGUUGUUCGCGCAGCCUCGUCGUUUGUAUACGUGCUGUGGGUUAAAGAUUAACGGACGAGCGGACGUGGGGAAAAAAAAACAAACCUCCCGUGUGCAGAAGAAGCGUUGAGAAAAGGUCGUUGGCGUCACUUUGCAGCUCACUGCGCCGUCGGUACGUUGAAAGGUCACCUGCCCCCCCCGCGGUUUGCGCGUGUGACGCGGCGUACGUUUGUCAGGCGGCGUGGAAACGUGAUCACUCUCUGGGUGUAGGGGUGGCGCGCGGGAGCAGCUUGUACAGACGUUUGACCAACGCCGAUCAAUUGGGGAGCACGCGUGAUGGAAGCGGAAACUAAAUUGUACAAAAUUUCAAGUGGAGGAGAUGCCGCGUUGCAUUCGCGGUUGUUUUGUUAGUCAUCGGUCAGCAACUUGUAAUUUAUCAUGCUUGCUUGGUCCCAUGGGGAUAGCAAAUAGUUUGCCUUCCUCUCGGCUGCUUACUAGUUUAUUGCUUUUGUCAUCGUGUAAUCGCAUGUUAAUUUAAUUAUUUCACUCAAAGUUGCAUAAGUGGUGUAAAAAUAAAACGUUGAGUAUAGGCAAGUGUGCUUUGGCGGUAACAAGACCCACACGUACAGUCGCGCGGCAAGCACCGGUGGGUUUAAAUAGUAGGCCAUGAACAUUACCCAUACCCCCCAAAGUGCGUGUAACCCUUAAUCAGUCCUAAUUUAUUACUGUCGUAUCUCAUCUAACAUGAAGAGGCAACGCUGCUUCGGGUCCUUCCCCCCCCUCCCCCCCCAGCAUUUUCUGCGCCAUAUUUUUUUGGAGUAUAACCGGUCAGCAAGUUGGCUUGGCGAACAGCUGUGCUUGCUAUCGCGCGCCAGCGCCCGGGAUGUUCUGUCCCAGCGAACGACGGAUCAUGAGGAAAACCUGACCAAUGUAUCCGGGCCUUGUGGUGUCGUUUGGGUUAGUGAUGUGUGAGAGUUUGACACUGAUGUGAUGACAAUGGUAUUGGUGGCAAGGGGCCUCCUCUGUCCUCUCCAACUUCCCCGUUUCUGUCGGCAAUGCUUUGCGUUUAACGUCUAAUCAUAAAUACAUUUUGUCGUGCCUAUUUAACACGCACGGUAUGCGUUUGGCUGCACGUCUAAGACGGACCCAUUUAAUUUCAUUUAGGGUGGAACCCUGUCAAAAUGAAAGCCCCACCCCCUCGUGAAUGUCACAACAGUGUCACAAUUAAAUUCUAGUUUCCUGCCACUAACCCAAAGGUUUAUUACCGUUGUAUCUCAUCUACAGUCAUUCAAGUCUGAUUGGCAGUUGCAAUAUUUUCAUGUAGUUCUCUAUUAAGUUUAUGCUAUAGUAUAUAUUGUUUGCCAUUCUUUCCCUGCCCAGGACGGUUCUCCAAAGUAAUGAGUGGUCACGGGAACUCCUAUUUUGACAGUGAAGCCUUGUAGCAUCGUGCGUGGUCUGUAUCCGAUUGAGCCCAAUUGUAUAUGCUACAUCGUGUCCAUGGUUUUCUUUUGUUCACACUGAUGGAAAACAAGAUGGUUUUUCUUUCUUUCUCAAUAAACACGUAACUGAACAUUACCCGUGACAA
Petromyzon marinus (sea lamprey) is the source of this 3859-nucleotide messenger RNA. RefSeq names its product DnaJ heat shock protein family (Hsp40) member A2 (gene DNAJA2). Gene Ontology annotation, biological process: protein folding; response to heat. Gene Ontology annotation, molecular function: Hsp70 protein binding; ATP binding. NCBI's taxonomy places the organism in Eukaryota, Metazoa, Chordata, Hyperoartia, Petromyzontiformes, Petromyzontidae. The record is from RefSeq and is a predicted model, not a curated record.